CCACUCUGCCUGCUGUCUCUUUCAGUGGUAUCAGCUGAAGUGGAGAUGACGGCUUAUGCACUGCUGACCUACACAGUCCUGGGGGACGUGGCCUCGGCUUUGCCCGUGGUCAAGUGGCUCUCUCAGCAGAGAAACGCCCUCGGGGGCUUCUCUUCCACGCAGGACACAUGCGUAGCCCUCCAGGCCCUGGCCGAAUACGCCAUCCUCUCCUACAUUGGGGGCGUCAACCUCACCAUUUCACUGGCUUCCACCAACCUGGACUAUCAGGAGACCUUUGAGCUGAACAAAACCAACAAGAAGAUCCUCCAGACCACU
Messenger RNA from Sceloporus undulatus (fence lizard), 315 nucleotides. Its product is annotated as C3 and PZP-like alpha-2-macroglobulin domain-containing protein 8. The annotation marks the transcript as partial. Lineage: Eukaryota; Metazoa; Chordata; Lepidosauria; Squamata; Phrynosomatidae. The record is from RefSeq and is a predicted model, not a curated record. The transcript has 2 exons.